Molecule: messenger RNA, 2578 nt
Organism: Amborella trichopoda
Lineage: Eukaryota; Viridiplantae; Streptophyta; Magnoliopsida; Amborellales; Amborellaceae
Product: Rhodanese/Cell cycle control phosphatase superfamily protein
Biological process (GO): regulation of stomatal closure; cellular response to calcium ion; de-etiolation
Source: RefSeq, a predicted model, not a curated record
ACUCUCUCUCUAGCCAAUCAUAUCUGCCCUCAUGCACUACCUGUUGAAACGUAAUGGAUAAUUUUGAAUAAGAUAUUUAUACUAUGGUUCAAACCCACCUAUUAUAUAGUCCACCUUUAUUUUGGAUCAGAAGAAUUUCACCAAAGGAUUCCAAAUCUUUGUAGGUAUUUGUGACCUUUUUUCUUGUCCUAAAACUUGGGUUCUCUUGAAAAGCCCAUUUUCAUGACAACAAUGGUGAGUUAGGAGAGAAAGCCACCAGCUUAUAAGCAUUGGUUAAUGACUUAUUUACCACAAAUUCAUGUUGGGGCUCUUUCUUGAUGCAACAAUGCUGACUGUUUGCUCAGCUGCCCCUGGCAGUUCACAAUACCAGAUCAAUUGGUAUGGUGGGCCAAGAACCUUUGCCCCGUGGAAGAAAACUGUUGUGUACAAAUGCAUCCUGGAAGAGGGGUUUCCCUAUGGUGUAAGAAGUAGAACUCAUACUUUGACAGAUUUGUUAAAGACACAUGCUGUAAGAUUUGAGUGUGAUCAUGUUCUUGUGAGAUCUGAACCAUCAGCCUCAGUAAACUGCACAAACACUUUACUUAAAGAUGCUAUGAAUUCAGAUUUAUCAGAUUAUUUACAUGAAUUUACAUUCAAGCAAGCCUAUAAUUGGCCACAACCACCAUAUGAUAGCUACUCAUUGAGAGCAGUAGAUGAAUCAUAUCCUGUAGAUGAUGUGCCAGCAUAUGUAGAAGAUACAACUAUAUCUGAACCAGUAGAAUCUUUAUCCUCUAAUGGGGUAGAAAAUGAUAUAGAAAAUAAUCUAAAUGUUCAAGAUGGUGUGGGAGAACCAUCCAUGUCCUCAUCAAUGGAGUCACAGUACAAUUAUCCUAAUGGAAAUGAGCUUCCAGAUUCUCUUCCUCUACCUAGUCAAAAUGGAAUAGAAGUUUAUUCUGAAUCAAAUGCUUCUGAAUCUCUUCCUAUAGAAAAUGCAGAACAAUAUACAUCUAAGAUUCAAGAGUCAAUGGACAGUUCAGUUGAUAGGGCCACCGGUGCUAUGAAGAACACAUACAGUCAUAUCACUUCAACAAUUGAGGACUCCAUCAAGAAUACAAUGAAAACUGUCGAACAUGCAAUAAAUGAUAUCAUUUCCUCAGCUGAUGACACGGGGAGACUUGUAAAGGGCAGAUUUGUGGAUUUCACAGGUGACGUCAAGGAAGGUGCUUCUAAGGCAGCAGACAUGGCCAUCAUUUUCCUAAGACAAGGUGUAGUCGCUGUGGAGAAUUCUUUAGCAAAUGCUGCAUCUUUUGUUGUUUAUUCAUAUGGGUCUGCAAAGAAUUUACUUCCAUUAGAAACUCAGAAUGCAGUAAAUUCCUCCGAAGAAAAAGUUCAAGAAAUCUUCAGCCCACUUGGGCCAGUUUUUCAACAGGUGCAACUUGCCAUUGAAGGGUUAGAAAAAAGUCUUGGUCUGGACCCUAAUGAUCCAAUUCUUCAUUUUGUUCUGUUUCUUGGGAGUUCAGCUACUGUGGGAAUUUCUUAUUGGAUCUUUAAGUAUGGUGGAUACUCUGGUGACUUGUCUCCUAAAUUGGCCUUGGAGAUGCUAGUGAAGGAGGACAGUGCUGUUCUUAUUGAUAUCCGGUCUGAGGAUGAGAAAGAGAGAGAUGGUGUACCAGAUCUUAGAAGAGGGGUCCGGUUCAGAUAUGCAAGUGUAAAUAUCCCAAAGGUAGAUGAUACUUUGAUGAAGGUUUUGAAGAACGGCAAAGAAAUUAACUAUGUUUUGGUUGCAGCUGUCAUUAGAAAUUUGAAAUUAGUCAAUGACAGCUCCAAGGUCAUAGUCUUGGAUGCAAAUGGUUCUCAUUCAAAAAGUGUUGCGAGAUCCCUGAGGAGACUUGGUGUUAAGAGGCCUUACCUUGUUCAAGGUGGUUUUAUAUCAUGGGUCAAAGAUGGUUUUCGUGUUAAAGAUCUUAAAACUGUGACAGCGUUGACAAUCUUGAUUGAGGAAACUGAGGAAAUCAUUGAGGAUAUCAAGCCAACCCCUGGGAAAAUUAUUGCAUCUUCUGCGGCACUCAUAGCUGCCAUCUAUGCUUUAGUGGAAUGGGAGAAAACAUUGCAAUACAUUGGCAUUUUCGGUCUCGGACAGACCCUUUAUAAACGGAUUUCUUCAUAUGAGGAUUCAGAAGAUCUAAAGGAAGAUUUGAGGUUGUUAUUAACGCCUGUGAGAACUGGAGGCAAGGCAUUUGCAUGGGCAGUGGGGCAGCUCAAGCCCACCAAGAUGAAAUUGCCAAUGUCCCCUUCGACAACAGCUGUCCAAACACGUGUUCUCCAAGCCGCCGCAAAGCAUUCUUCACCUGUCGAACAGAGUACCCCCCCCUCAACUGAGAACUUGGACCCCAAAGAGGCAUGAAAUAUUUUUUUGUUUCUUUCUCAAAAUGAAUUAUUCUUCUUCUUUCUUGGAGAAUAUAAAAUCACAUAAAUAUUCCACUAUGCAAUUUAACAUCAUAGUUUCUUGUAGUGGUUUUCAUUUGAAGCACAACGAUGCUCCUCACAGUGAGUGUGGGACCAAUGUGAUGUUUAUACCAGUGGAUAAUAUGAUAUUCAA